AUGUCGGACGUGGGUGAAACUCGGCCUGAGCCGCCCUUUCUAGUUCGCCUCUUCUACAACUCCGGCUCACUGAUCCACCCAGAAAGCUUUGUUGAUCCAGCACUGCUCUCGUCCAUCAACAUUUACACCUGGGCAUCAUGCACUCUUCAAGAAUUGAUUUAUGAGCUAGCGGAUGCUCGGCCGAAUCCGCUUCCUUCACCAGCCAUAGGCACAAGAGUGGUCUUCCAGCAUGUAUCUCCUGAUCUGAAAAGUGUCAGCUCCGUGGGCGGUGGAAGAGCCAAGUUCGCCGUCAAGGAUCUUGGCAGUAGCGUGCUAGGUGCUGGCGGUCCAGGCGCUGAGGAUGACGAGCAUCCGAAUGAGAAUAGAGGCUUUGGCAGUACAUGGACACUACAGGACGCACAUUUUGCGGCUGGGGACUACAUUUCAUGCGCGUUACUGCCACCCUUGGAUGACGGGUCUGUUGCGCCUGCCUACGAUGCCAUAAAAUCACAGCAGACUCCAAGACGAGCAGUGCCCGUUCAGCCAGCUGCUUUUGGCAACCGCCGAAACAAUUAUAGCCAGAAUUCUCGAAAAUGGGACGAGAAUGAGCCUCCCCGAACUUCGCGCGGCGAUUGGUGGGUGGAUAAUCAGCGGCAACCGCCCAGCCGCGGGAGAGGUAGAGGUCGUGGCAGAGGUCGGUGGUGA
Messenger RNA from Akanthomyces muscarius, 684 nucleotides. RefSeq lists its product as uncharacterized. Gene Ontology annotation, molecular function: transcription corepressor activity; transcription factor binding. The record is from RefSeq and is a predicted model, not a curated record. Gene Ontology annotation, biological process: negative regulation of DNA-templated transcription. The transcript has 2 exons. Gene Ontology annotation, cellular component: nucleus. Lineage: Eukaryota; Fungi; Ascomycota; Sordariomycetes; Hypocreales; Cordycipitaceae. The coding region runs from base 1 to 684 and encodes 227 amino acids.